Messenger RNA from Gavialis gangeticus (Gharial), 1584 nucleotides. RefSeq names its product DnaJ heat shock protein family (Hsp40) member A4 (gene DNAJA4). Lineage: Eukaryota; Metazoa; Chordata; Crocodylia; Gavialidae. Gene Ontology annotation, cellular component: cytosol; cytoplasm. The transcript has 7 exons. The coding region runs from base 1 to 1194 and encodes 397 amino acids. Gene Ontology annotation, molecular function: ATP binding; Hsp70 protein binding. Gene Ontology annotation, biological process: response to heat; protein refolding. The record is from RefSeq and is a predicted model, not a curated record.
AUGGUGAAGGAGACUGGCUACUACGACAUCCUGCAGGUGAAGCCCAGCGCCAGCUCGGACGAGAUCAAGCGCGCCUAUCGCAAGCUGGCGCUCAAGUACCACCCCGACAAGAACCCGAGCGAGGGCGAGCGGUUUAAGCUCAUAUCCCAGGCAUAUGAAGUUCUGUCGGACCCAAAGAAAAGGGACCUUUAUGACCAGGGUGGGGAACAGGCUAUUAAAGAAGGAGGCUUGAGUGGCGGCAACUUCUCUUCACCCAUGGACAUCUUUGACAUGUUCUUUGGUGGUGGAGGCCGAAUGAAUAGAGAGAGAAGAGGGAAGAACGUUGUGCAUCAGUUAAGCGUAUCUCUUGAAGACUUGUAUAAUGGAGUCACAAGGAAACUGGCACUACAGAAGAAUGUGAUUUGUGCAAAGUGUGAAGGAUAUGGUGGAAAGAGAGGAGCCAUAGAGAAGUGUCCCAUGUGUAAAGGAAGAGGAAUGCAAGUUAUUGUUCAGCAGAUUGGACCUGGCAUGGUGCAGCAAAUUCAAACUGUGUGUUCAGAAUGCAAAGGCCAAGGUGAAAGAAUAAAUCCAAAAGAUAGGUGUGAAAACUGCAAUGGAUGUAAAGUUGUUAGAGAGAAAAAGAUCAUAGAAGUUCAUAUUGAUAAAGGCAUGAAAGAUGGGCAAAAAAUAGUAUUUCAUGGAGAAGGUGAUCAAGAACCUGACCUGGAACCUGGUGAUGUUGUUAUUGUGCUUGAUCAAAGGGAUCACAGUGUCUUUCAGAGACGGGGACAUGAUUUAAUUAUGAAAAUGAGAAUCCAACUCUGUGAGGCUUUAUGUGGCUUCAGAAAGACUAUUGAAACGCUGGAUAAUAGGAUCCUUACUGUAUCUACUAGACCAGGAGAAGUGAUAAAGCAUGGUGACUUAAAAUGUAUCAACAAUGAAGGGAUGCCCACUUACAAAUCUCCAUUGGACAGAGGUUGUCUAAUUGUACAGUUCUUGGUCCAAUUUCCAGAGCACCAUUGGCUUCCAAGGGAGAAGUUGCAUAUGCUGGAAGGUCUGCUUCCUCCACGAGAAGUAGUCAUGAUUACAGAUGACAUGGAUCAGGUAGAUCUUGUAGACUUUGACCCAAGAGAGCAAGCCUACCGUAAUAGUGGAGAAGCAUAUGAAGAUGAUGAAGAAGGACCUAGAACAGGAGUGCAAUGCCAGACAUCUUGAAGUGAUGUAAAAUGGAUAUACAUUUUUCAUAAUGGAAAACUACAUGGCUUAAACAGCCAUUAGUCUUGUUUCUUUUUCCUUGUGUUCAGCAAAUUGAGUUGCUGCGCCAUCACUUUUAUAAUAGUUUUUUAUUUAAGUGUGUUCAUGUAGUUUUCACAUGCAACUUAAACACUUCCAGGUUAUGCAGCUGAGAACAAAGGGACUUGUUAGACAUUUGUGAACCUUUGUAAGCAACUGUAAUAAACUGAAUUGCCACUAAAAGCAAAGUGAUUUAAUCUAUUGUAUUUAUGUAAGACUCCUGCAAUACCAGUUUAGGCUAACUUAGUAUCUUGUGUAAAUACUUUUCAUGCUGUAAAGUUAAUUUCCUAGAAUAAAAAUCAAUUCCAAGCA